Messenger RNA from Hevea brasiliensis (rubber tree), 1414 nucleotides. RefSeq lists its product as uncharacterized. Gene Ontology annotation, molecular function: nucleotidase activity. The coding region runs from base 249 to 1181 and encodes 310 amino acids. The record is from RefSeq and is a predicted model, not a curated record. Lineage: Eukaryota; Viridiplantae; Streptophyta; Magnoliopsida; Malpighiales; Euphorbiaceae. The transcript is spliced from 9 exons. Gene Ontology annotation, cellular component: cytosol.
AUCUGCACUCUUACGGGUCGCACCCGUUGCCAUUCCUUUCCAAUUGGUAAGAAAGCAAAAAUAAAAUAUUCCCACACCAGUGGGCUGCCAUGAUUGAUUAGCAUCUGCAUUUGAGAAUAGAUGAAAUAGAGGCAGUGUUAAAUUCAAUCCACCAACUACAUUCUUUCUUGCUUUUGGCGUUUGCAAAACGCACUCUCCUUCCUUUCUUCCUCUCAGGAUCUCAGUUGCUGUUACAUCCGUCCACAAAAAUGGAAGAUACUGCCGUUUUGAACUCUAAUCAGAAGCCGACGAUCGUGGUCACCAACGACGACGGUAUUGACGCACCAGGACUUCUUUCUCUGGUUCGCGUCCUCGUCUCCACUCAUCGCUUCCACGUACUGGUUUGCGCGCCUGAUUCGGAAAAAUCGGCCGUCAGUCAUUCUAUUACUUGGCGCCAUCCCAUAUCUGCUAGGCGAGUAUACAUUGAAGGAGCAACGGCCUUUGCAGUUUCUGGCACUCCAGCUGAUUGUGCUUCUUUAGGAGUCUCCAAAGCACUCUUUCCUACAAUUCCUGAUCUGGUAAUCAGUGGUAUAAACAUGGGGAGCAAUUGCGGCUAUCACAUUGUUUACUCUGGUACUGUUGCUGGUGCUCGGGAGGCCUUCUUCAAUGAUAUACCUUCUGUCUCCAUUUCAUACGAUUGGAUUGGAGGUAAAAGCACUAUUCAGGACUUCACAAUUGCAGCUGAAGCUUGCACACCUAUCAUAGGUGCUGUUCUUGUUGAGAUUAAGAAUCAAACUUAUCCUUCAGGUUGUUUUCUGAAUAUUGAUUUACCAACAAAUGUUGCUAAUCAUAAGGGAUAUAAGCUGACUAAGCAGGGUAAAAGCAUAUUCAGGAUGGGGUGGAAGCAAGUUACUUCUGGCACAGAAGGAGGGAAAAUGUUAUCAACAAUGACAAUGGACACAAAUUCAGCUGUGCAAACAGAAACUGGUGCAUCAAAUGUAGCACAAGAACAUAUGUGGUUUAGGAGAGAAGUAAAGGGAGAGGAAGUUGAUGAUGAUGAUACAGAUCACAAAUUUCUUCGGGACGGAUAUAUUACUGUAACUCCCCUUGGUGCCCUCUCCCAAGUAGAGACAGGCUGCCUAGAUUACUUUAACGAUUGGCUGCCAGGCGUGGUUGACCGCUCAUCUCCAUCAGCCUUAUAAUGCUGGGAUCUCUCAAGCGGUAAAACACCGUGACAUGAGCCUUGCAAGUUUCAUUUAUUAAGGCUUGACUGUACCACAUAAUAAAAACCAUUUGAGGGAAAAAUUUUAUAAUUUAUUUUUUUUCUUAUUUCGAACCAAUUAUCACUGUGUAUGAAUACCUUGCAUCCUCAUGUGCUCAUACAUCACUUUCCCAUUUGUUUCUCUAUCGUUUAUCAUGAUUAUCUUGCUCACAA